Molecule: messenger RNA, 276 nt
Organism: Drosophila innubila
Lineage: Eukaryota; Metazoa; Arthropoda; Insecta; Diptera; Drosophilidae
Gene: inaF-B
Exons: 1
Coding region: 14-250 (78 amino acids)
Source: RefSeq, a predicted model, not a curated record
UCAAUCUACAGCCAUGUCAGUCACUAUGUCCAAUCUGGCCGCCGUUGUCAAGGAAGCAAAGGACGAGGAGAUUCAAGUGCCCAAGUCCAAUGACUUUUUCGAAUCCAAGACAUUCCGUCUCCUCACACUAUUUCUCUAUAUGGGCGGCGUCAGCGGCAUGGGUCUAACUCUGGCCGUAUACUAUUUAUUCAUUUGGGACUCUCGCAUGCCGCCACUUCCCAUCUUCAAGCAUACCCAUCCAAUUGGCUAAGAGAACAAACAAAGUGAGAGAUAGAG